AUGGCCGAGUUUGACGACACGAGUUUAUUCCAGGAGGAUGAUCACAGGGUAGCAUACAUGUUUACUGCACCACCGAUCACCACUGCCGCAACAAAUGCAUCGCCAACUACCACAACAAAAUCUGCGCCAGGUCGGCCGGCGAAAAGGAGGAGGGUGUCGGAAAAGGAUACCGCUGCUCCUCUUCCUGCCCAGGAAAAAGAUGAUGAUGAAGGGCGUCAGUGGCCCAGAUUGUUCAACGGCCUCGAGUCCCCCUCGGCGGCCGACCUCCGAAAAAAGACCUACGAGUCUACCUGGCCGGUUUUGGAGAGCGAGAUUGAGAGUGUGCUGAGGGAUGCGAACCGUCAGACUCUGGAGGAGGUUGUCGAGUUUUUGAACAGUGAUGUUCAUGAAUGUGAGGGGAGGGGGAGGGUUCCGGCUGGGUUUAUCAUCACGGGACCUAAUAUUGCGGGCCAGGAUUUGCUGUUUUCGCAGUUGGGGGAUGUGUUGGCUGAACGGGGGGAGGGGAGGGGGAGGUUUGUACGGUUGAGGGCGGGGGAGGUGGGGAAUUUGAAGGGGGGGUUGAAGAGGAUUGUUAGGGAGGGGAUGGGAGGUCAGGAAGGGGGAGGGGGGGAGGAUGGGAGGAUGAGAGGGGGAGGGAGGAGGUAUUUGGAUUAUGAUCUUGAGGCGUUGAGGGUGGAGAUGGAGGGGAGGGGAGGGGGGAGGGUGGUGGUUGCUUUUCAGGAUAGUGAGGCUUUUGAUACGGGGUUGGUGGGGGAGUUGGUUGGGUUGUUUCAUUCAUGGCAGGAUCGGAUUCAGUUUUCGGUGUUGUUUGGGAUUGCUACUUCGGUUGAGCUUUUCCAGGCGAGGCUGCUCAAGACGACGGCGAGGCAGCUAUACGGGGCGCAGUUUGAUGUUGUGCAGGCUAAUGCUGUGCUUGAGAGCGUGAUCAUGGCUGCGGUGGCGGGGACGAAGGCACAACUGAGGAUCGGGCCGGGGUUGUUGAGGAAGUUGGUGAGAAGGCAGCAGGAGCAGGUUGCGGGGGUGGGAGCUUUUGUUAGCUCGCUCAAGUAUGCGUACAUGAACCACUUCUACGCCAAUCCGCUAAGCGCUCUACUUGUCGACGGUCAGAAGCUGGACAAGGAAAUUCUACAGUCGGAACACCUCGAGGCAGUGAGGAUGCUGGAGUCGUUCAAGUCACAUGUGGAACAGUCUGUCGAGGACGGACGGCUGGAUCACGCGCGAUUGUUGCUGGAGAAUGAUGACUAUCUCAAGGGUAGAAUCAACAGGCAGGCCGCCAAACGACAGCAAUAUCUAGGAAAGCUUCUUCAGUCGUUGGCCUUGGUUAUUGCUACUGAGCAUUCGAAGAGGUCGUUUGUUGAGCUCUACGAGGCAGCUCUGGACGAAGGGAUUUCCCUGGAUCAGUCGCCUGGACCAUUCGACCUGGGCGAUGCCAUCAAACGGUCAACUCCAGAGGAGCUCAUUGGUCUCAUCAAACGCGUGAUGACCGUCAUCGUAGAUGGCAACCCAUCUCUUCACUGGAAUGGCAUGGGCAUCGGUCAGGACGCCGAAGCCGCGAUCGAUAAAUUUGAAGCGCUCCGCGCAGAUGUGGAACGACUGAUAGAGACGUCCAAGAAGAAGAAAACCAGCCUCAAGAGCAAAUACAGCUCUCAAAGCAGAGUCCUCCGCACAACCGUUGUUGCGCAGAAAGUUCAGCUCAGUCGCGACACAGCCACGCUGACGGAGGAAGACAAUGCUUUUACAGCAGCCAUCGAUGACUUUUUCGCCUUCUUCAAGACUCUAGUGGGCUGCGAACCACUGUCAAACCUGUUUCUCAACGAGGUUUGGCAGUACGACUAUCACCUGCCCUACGAAGACGUCUUUGUUCCCCGGCCGGGUGCCACGUUUGCCCGCGCAUUGUCUCGCCCGCAUGACUACCUUGGUUGUGCUUGUUGCGACAAGGCGAAUGGCUCAAUGGUGGGGACGCUGCCUGCUACGUCUAUUUUGUACCAUCUGUACUCCGAGGCGGGCGCGUCAAUCAACGUUGCGGACUUGUGGGCGGCGUACUAUGCGCUCGUGGGCGAGGACUCGGAGAUCGGGAUGGACGAGAGGUCGGCGCUCGUGCUGUUCUACCAGGGGCUGGCGGAGAUGAGAGCCAUGGGAUUCGUGAAGCAGAGCAAGAAGAAGGCCGAUCACAUUGCCAAGUUGAAGUGGUUGUGA
Podospora bellae-mahoneyi is the source of this 2196-nucleotide messenger RNA. It is a transcript of the gene ORC3, whose product is annotated as Origin recognition complex subunit 3. The transcript is spliced from 4 exons. Gene Ontology annotation, biological process: DNA replication initiation; DNA replication. Lineage: Eukaryota; Fungi; Ascomycota; Sordariomycetes; Sordariales; Podosporaceae. The record is from RefSeq and is a predicted model, not a curated record. Gene Ontology annotation, cellular component: DNA replication preinitiation complex; nuclear pre-replicative complex; nuclear origin of replication recognition complex. Gene Ontology annotation, molecular function: DNA replication origin binding. The coding region runs from base 1 to 2196 and encodes 731 amino acids.